AUGUCGGCCAGGGUGCGCCUGCGGCAGCGGGACGUGGCGCAGGUGCCCGUGGCCGAGGGCAAGAGCCUGCAGCAGACCGUGGAGCUGCUCACGCGGCGCCUGGAGCUGCUGGGCGCCGACAAGCAGGGCCCCUUCUGCGUGGACUGCGAGACCUACCACACGGCGGCCGCCACCAUGGGCGCACAGGGGCAGACGGGCAAGCUCAUGUACGUGAUGCACAACUCCGAGUAUCCGCUCAGCUGCUUCGCCCUCUUCGAAAACGGCCCGUGCCUCAUCGCCGAUGCCAACUUCGAUGUCCUCAUGGUGAAGCUCAAAGGCUUCUUCCAAAACGCCAAGGCCAACAAGAUAGAGAGCCGGGGCACCCGCUACCAGUACUGUGACUUCCUGGUGAAGGUGGGCACGGUGACGAUGGGGCCCAGUGCCCGCGGCAUAGCUGUGGAGGUCGAGUACUGCCCCUGCGUGGUAGCCAACGACUGCUGGAACGUGCUCAUGGAGUUCAUGCAGAGCUUCAUGGGCAGCCACGCGCCCGGCAUCCCSUCCGUGUUUGGCACCAAGCACGACAGCAUCUACAGCCCGGCAGACACCAUGGUGCAGUACAUGGAGCUGUUCAAUAAGAUCCGCAAGCAGCAGCAGGUGCCCGUGGCUGGGAUCAGGUGAAAGCGCUGCCGGGAGCCCGGUUCAGAGCAACUCCGUCCUCCUGCCUGGACUUUGGGGGCCAAGCAUCUCCCCCAGGAGCAGCGCUGGAGCCAGCCCAAGGUUUCAUUUGGUUACAUUUUGAGGUUUGGGUUUGGUUUGUUUCUAAUCUUUCCCCUGUUUUAAAGCAAAGGUCUGGAAUGCUCUGAAUGUUUCUUGUUGUCUUUUUCUGAGUGUCUGUGAUGGGCACGUGGCUGGCAUGGUUGUAAGCACGGUGCUUCGUGCAGGGGAUUACUCUUUGCCUUGCAUAAGGAGGAAAAGAGAGAAAUUCCAGCCUAAUACACGCAAGGGUAGAGUUUCCUUGACUGUAAACAGCUACAGGAGUUGGAUUUUUAGGUAUCCAUGUGAAAGCAUCUUGUUA
This is a messenger RNA of Nothoprocta perdicaria, 1054 nucleotides long. It is a transcript of the gene MED20, whose product is annotated as mediator complex subunit 20. Gene Ontology annotation, biological process: regulation of transcription by RNA polymerase II. Bases 1 to 657 code for a protein of 218 amino acids. The transcript has 4 exons. Gene Ontology annotation, molecular function: transcription coactivator activity. The record is from RefSeq and is a predicted model, not a curated record. Gene Ontology annotation, cellular component: mediator complex. NCBI's taxonomy places the organism in Eukaryota, Metazoa, Chordata, Aves, Tinamiformes, Tinamidae.